Messenger RNA from Python bivittatus (Burmese python), 4094 nucleotides. NCBI's taxonomy places the organism in Eukaryota, Metazoa, Chordata, Lepidosauria, Squamata, Pythonidae. The record is from RefSeq and is a predicted model, not a curated record.
UUGGUUGGCAGGAGCAGAUCGCUGCGUAAAAACAGACAAGCCGAGCGCUCGGAGCUCAGAAACUGCCAGCAGAGAUCACAGAAACUCGAGCUGGGACAGGAGAGAAAGAAAGCAACCGAGUCAGUGAAUGUGUCUGGGAAGCCAGAUAUAGCAAAAAGGAGGGUGGAAGAAAGCUGAUGCGGACCCUCGUUAGCGAGGAAAAAAAUGAGGGCGCGCAGGGAAAAGGCAUUCAAGGAAGAAAUGGCGAGAGAGGUUUAAGAGAAUCUCCACUGAGUCCUCGAGAAAUUCAGGGAUUUAAAGUUUAGGGUCGCCGAGCUGCUCUCUGCCUUCCUCCCACCCCACCGCACCCGUUCGAUGGCUGUAAUAUUUUCUGGCUGUUUUUAAUUUCAUCCCCCCCCCCCGGGAGGAGGGAGGGAGAAAGAGAGAGAAGCUUUUCUUGUGUCAAAUUUAUUUUUCUUCAACCAAAGGGGGCAUGUCCAUCGUUUCUUCUGGCAGCUUUUCCCUCUCCUACUCCCACCAGGAAGCCAACCCGAGGAUAAUCUUGAAAUAUACCAGUUCCCCGGGAUUUGCUGUUGCUGCUUCCACCGCCUCUCCUGCUGCUGCGGUGCAGUGCCAGGACACUGGGAAUAAAUUAACACGGGCUCCUCUGUCUAUAUAGCCACCUACCUAUUGCCUAUGGUUAGCCAUUUCUUGCGAAGAUCACGGAUGAGGUGGGAGCUCUGCCUGACAGCCUCCCGUGCCUAUCUUGCAUGAUUUUUCAGCCCUCCGCUUUCCCCCCCUUUCCUUUUUUUUUUUCCUUCCAGUUGCGUGUGAAGGGAGACGAUGAUGGGGAAGAAAAGAGAAAAUGAUGGGAAAGGAAUGAACAUAAAUCGUUUUUGAAGCUCGCCUCAGUCUUUGCUUUCCCUCUCCGGCCCCCAAGACACGGUAUUUCUCGACGGAGGAGGGGGAUUUUUGGAGAAGGAGGAAGUGUUGGCGUCGGGGAGGGGGAUCUCUUUCCCCUUUUGGAGAUGGUGGUGCUAUUCCUCUUUGCCUUAAACUGGAUGGUGGAGGGAGCCCUUUCGCAGCUUCACUACACGGUGCAGGAGGAGCAGGAACAUGGCACUUUCGUGGGAAAUAUUGCCGAAGACCUGGGAUUGGACAUUACAAAACUUUCUGCUCGCCGCUUCCAGACGGUGCCUAAUUCGCGGAGCCCUUAUCUGGAUCUCAAUCUGGAAACCGGGGUGCUGUACGUGAGUGAAAAGAUCGACCGCGAGCAAAUCUGCAAGCAAAGUCCGUCCUGCCAGUUGCACCUGGAGGUUUUUUUGGAAAAUCCGCUGGAGCUCUUCCGCGUGGAAAUCGAAGUGCUGGACAUCAACGACAACCCGCCCGCUUUCCCGGAGCCCGACCUGACCGUAGAGAUCUCGGAGAGCGCCACACCGGGCACCCGUUUCCCCUUAGAAAGCGCCUUCGAUCCGGACGUGGGGACUAACUCGCUGCGCACCUACGAGAUCACCCCCAACAGCUACUUCUCCCUGGACGUCCAGACGCAGCCCGACGGCAACCGCUUCGCCGAACUAGUGCUGUCCAAGCCCUUGGACCGCGAGCAGCAGGCGGUGCACCGCUACGUGCUCACAGCCGUGGAUGGUGGGCAGCCCCAGCAGCGCACCGGCACGGCCCUGCUCACUAUUCGCGUGCUGGAUUCCAACGAUAAUGUGCCCGCCUUUGAACAGCCGGUUUACACUGUCUCCCUGCCGGAGAACUCGCCGCCCGGCACCCUGGUGCUGCAGCUCAAUGCCAGCGAUCCGGACGAAGGCCAGAAUGGAGAGAUCAUCUACUCGUUCAGCAGCCACAUCUCUGCCCGGGCGCGGGAGCUCUUCGGCAUCUCCCCACGGACCGGCCGGCUGGAAGUCAACGGCGAGCUGGACUACGAGGAGAGUAGCGUCUACCAGGUGUACGUCCAAGCCAAGGAUCUGGGGCCCAACGCCGUGCCCGCUCACUGUAAGGUGUUGGUGCGGGUGCUGGACGCGAACGACAAUGCUCCAGAGAUCAGUUUCUCCACCGUCAAGGAAGCCGUGAGCGAGGCGGCGGCUCCGGGCACGGUAGUGGCUCUCUUCAGCGUCUCGGAUCGAGACUCCGAGGAGAACGGGCAAGUGCAGUGCGAGCUGCUCCAAGGCGACGCGCCUUUCCGCCUGAAAAGCUCCUUCAAGAACUACUAUACCAUUGUCACCGAGGGGCCCCUAGACCGGGAGCAGCCCGGCGGCGACGCCUACACGUUAACGGUGGUGGCGCGGGACAUGGGUGAGCCGGCGCUGACCACCAGUAAGUCCAUCCAGGUGCGGGUCAGCGAUGUGAACGACAACGCGCCCCGCUUCUCGCAACCCGUUUACCAGGUGUACGUGAGCGAAAAUAACGUGCCCGGAGCCUACAUUUACGCCGUCAGCGCCGCGGACCGUGACCAGGGCGCCAACGCACAGCUAGCCUACUCCAUCUUGGACAGCCAGAUCCAGGGCAUGUCAGUCUUCACCUACGUCUCCAUCAAUUCCGAGAAUGGCUUCCUCUAUGCGUUGCGCUCUUUCGAUUACGAGCAGCUCAAGGAGUUCAGCUUCCAAGUAGAAGCCCGCGACGCGGCCGGAGGAGGCGAGGAACCCAACGGCGAGGAAGCGCUGGCCGGCAACGCCACCGUCAACAUUGUGGUAGUGGACCAGAACGACAACGCGCCGGCCAUCAACGCGCGCCUCACCUACAGCAUUGCCAGGGGCAACGAGGCGAGCCUCUUCCGCAUGGACUGGCGCACCGGCGAGUUGCGCACGGCGCGCAAAGUGCCCGCCAAGCGAGACCCGCAGCGGCCCUACGAGCUGGUCAUCGAGGUCCGUGACCACGGCCAGCCCCCGCUUUCUUCCACCGCCGCCCUCCACGUGGUCUUGGUGGACAGCGCAGUGGAGCGCCAAGGGGCGGGCGCAGGCGGCGGCGGGGGAGUAGGGGGUGCCGGGGGGCUAGGCCCUGGCGGCGCAGGAGGCCCGGGUGGAGAGCAUCGGCCCAGCCGCUCGGGCGGAGCCAGCAGCGCCGAGACCUCGCUGGACCUGACACUCAUCCUCAUUAUCGCCUUGGGGUCAGUCUCUUUCAUCUUUCUGCUAGCUAUGAUUGUGCUGGCCGUCCGCUGCCAGAAGGAGAAGAAACUCAACAUCUACACGUGCUUGGCCAGCGAUUGCUGCCUGAGUUGCUGUUGUUGCUGUUCCUGCUGCAGCCGCCAGGCGCGAGCCCGUAAGAAGAAGCUCAGCAAGUCGGAUAUCAUGCUUGUCCAGAGCUCCAAUGUACCCAGCAACCCAGUCCAGGUGCCCGUCGAGGAGUCUGCAAGCUUUAGUUCCCACCACCACAACCAGAACUAUUGCUAUCAGGUUUGCCUCACGCCCGAGUCUGCCAAGACCGACUUGAUGUUCCUCAAGCCUUGCAGUCCUUCCCGCAAUACAGAGGCAGAGCACAACCCUUGUGGGGCCAUCGUCACAGGAUACACCGACCAGCAGCCCGACAUCAUCUCUAAUGGCAGUAUAUUGUCUAGUGAGACAAAACAUCAGCGCACAGAGCUCAGUUAUCUAGUUGACAGACCUCGGCGCGUAAACAGUUCUGCAUUCCAGGAAGCAGACAUAGUAAGCUCUAAGGACAGUGGUCAUGGAGACAGUGAACAAGGAGACAGCGAUCAUGAUGCCACUAAUCGAGGUCAAUCCACUGGCAUGGAUCUCUUCUCUAAUUGCACAGAGGAAUGUAAAGCAUUGGGCCACUCGGAUCGGUGUUGGAUGCCCUCUUUUGUCCCUUCUGAUGGACGGCAGGCUGCGGAUUACCGCAGCAAUCUUCAUGUACCUGGAAUGGACUCUGUUCCAGACACCGAAGUGUUUGAAACACCAGAAGCCCAGCCAGGGGCAGAGAGAUCUUUCUCCACCUUUGGCAAAGAGAAGGCCCUUCACAGCACCCUGGAGAGGAAGGAACUGGAUGGACUGCUGUCUAAUACACGAGCGCCUUACAAACCACCAUAUUUGAGUCCAUGGAUCCAAAACAUCUGUCUUGAUUUAAGAAGACUUCCUUUCAAGUACCAUCAUUCUUCAGAAGAAGGAAUUGUAUGA